Molecule: messenger RNA, 1668 nt
Organism: Fusarium keratoplasticum
Lineage: Eukaryota; Fungi; Ascomycota; Sordariomycetes; Hypocreales; Nectriaceae
Product: Zn(2)-C6 fungal-type domain-containing protein
Exons: 1
Coding region: 1-1668 (555 amino acids)
Biological process (GO): DNA-templated transcription
Molecular function (GO): DNA binding; zinc ion binding
Source: RefSeq, a predicted model, not a curated record
AUGAUCUUAAGUGAGCCACUUAGCGACGGCAUAUCCUUUUUGGAAAUCCUUCAUAAGAUCGGCUACAUUCCCAGCGCUCCGUCUAGUGAGGGCUCACCACCACAAAGCGUGCCCCUUAUUCCGCGGCCGCGAGACAUGUUGCAGCUACCACCGCCAGGCUCGCGCCCUGUGCUUAUUGCAAAGAAGAUCUUCCUCCUGGGUCUCUACACUCAAAGCAUACAACCCCAUACCAAGUAUUACGAUGCCAUGUCCCGCAUGGUAGAAGCCGCCAUUAGCCUGGUGGCGACCAGGGACGAGCUCACCAGCUCUCUAGAAGGGAUAGAGUGCAUUGCCUUGGAGUGUCUUUACCAUGAGGGCGCUGGGAAUCUUCGUCGCGCAUGGCUUGCAAUCCGCAGAGCCAUAGCCAUGUCCCAGAUAAUAGGCCUCCACCGCGGCAAUGCCACGAGCUUGUCUUUAGAAGCUCUGGAGCCAGAAACUCGUGAGCGGGUUGACUCUGAGCACAUGUGGCUUCGAGUUAUGCAAAUAGACCGCUAUAUCUCCCUGAUGCUGGGCCUGCCGCAUUUUUCACCCGAGAUUGUCCCCGCCCAGCCUGAGUCGAUGGAGCAAUGCACCCCGAUAGAGCGGAUGCGGCGUCUUGACGCGGUAGCAGGAGGACGCAUCCUAGCGCGCAACCAAGACUACAUUAGAGACGGAGUCGCCGAGACGCGUGAGAUUGACCAACUACUUCAAAGGUCCUCAGAAAUCAUGCCACCUCAGUGGUGGCUGUCCGGUAGCGAGGCCACCAACUACCAAUCCAAUCCCGGGGAACAAGAUGGCGAAGAGAUACGAAUCCUGGAAGCGACAGUCCGCAUCACAGAUCAACUCAUCCACUACCAGCUGCUUGUUCAACUUCACUUCCCCUACCUUCUCUGUUCUUCCACCCAAAGCAAGUACGAUUAUAGCAAGAUGACAGCCGUCCAUGCAAGCCGUGAGCUCCUUCGCCGCUUUCUUGCCUUCCGCGUUAUUUAUCCCGUCAGCUCCUACUGCCACGGUCUCGAAUUCAGCACUUUCAUAGCGAUAGCGGCACUUUGCCUCGCUCACAUGGAGGCACGCCGCCAGGUUCUCGCCGAGGAGAUUGCCACCAAGAGCAGCGUGCUAUGCUUUCUGACACACCAGCGACCGGCUGACCGGGCAAUGAUGGAGCGAGCAGUUGAGAAUAUGGAGAGGAUGGCCGCUGCCCGUACUGAUACUCUUGUAAAGAAGGCUGUCACGAUUCUACGGCAUCUCCUUGUAAUUGAGGCGGAUGUUGCAGCCGGUGGGUGGUACAGCGCGGACUCUUCACCGGCAAAGGCACAUGAUACUGAGGAGGAGUUUGGUGGGCUUAGUGAGGGCGGAAAUGUGCUACGGAUCUUCAUCCCGUACUUUGGAACCGCCAAGAUUCGCCACAGCGGGAUUGACACCUCCAUUUCAUCACCAUCAGGGGGCCAAAACGAGCACGCAGAAUCCGAGACACAGAGAGCCGCCGCGAGGACUAGUCAUCCCGCUGUCUUCAGCCUCGAUAAAAACUCACAGGAUGCGCAUAUGCUUAUGCCCGAGUUCGACACAGGGGCAAGCGAUUGGGCUUUGCAGGGCAUAGACGUGAGCUUUCUCAGUGACCUCGCGGGGACUGGGACGGAUGCGGUAGUAUAA